UGCAAAAGUUAUUUGAUUGAUGAUGAUCAAAAGAGGGCGCUCUUCACAAUUAAUGGGACGGGCCCGAUUUUCUGAGAACGUGCAGUGCAAGAUGGCUGCCCUACCGUCAGCAACACAGGUUGCCGGUAACAACCAGGCUACCUAUGAAUCUAUCUUCAGACAGGUUGAUAAGACAGGCAUUGGCAAGAUCGGGGCCGUAGAUGCGGCAUCUUUUCUGAAGAGGUCCGGCCUGAGAGAGACACUACUGCAUAAGAUAUGGGAGCUGUCUGACCCGCAGGGGAAAGGACACCUAGACAAACAGGGUUUCUUUGUGGCCCUGAAGUUGAUCGCUUUGGCGCAGAGUGGACGCGACAUCGUAGUAUCGAACCUUACCUUGCCAGCACCGAUCCCUAACAUGCAAGGAUCUGGUGCCCAGAACUCCCCUUCCAUAACUCCGCCCAUCAGUGGAGGGUCACCAGACCAUGCGUGGUGUGUCACACCGGAGGAGAAAUUAAAGUACGAUGCCAUCUUUGAUGGACUGAAUCCCAUCGAGCAGAGAUUGUCGGGCGACAAAGUCAAGACUGUCUUCAUGAACUCUAACCUUCCUGUUGAUGUACUUAGUAGGAUUUGGGACCUCAGUGACAUUGACAAAGACGGUUUACUAGACAGGGAUGAAUUUGCAGUGGCAAUGCAUUUGGUGUACCGAGCCUUGGAGAAGGAACCCACCCCCAUGACCCUCCCACCCCAACUCAUCCCCCCGCCCAAGCGCAAGAAACCCCCCAUGGCGGGGGCCGUCGCCGUCAUGCCUGCCGCCAUGUCCACCAAGAGGGCGACACCACCGAUUCCUUCCGAUGGGUCGCCGAGAGGAUCUCCAGUACUAGCCACUAAACAGGAGCAGAGCACGUGGGUCGUAACGUCGGAAGAAAAAGCCACGUGGGAUCAGACAUUCAGCCUGAUAGACACCGACAAAGACGGACUGGUCGGAGGCGAAGAGAUCAGACCGCUACUACUACAGUCAGGACUACCCCAGAAUAUACUGGCACAGAUAUGGAAUCUGUGCGACACCAAGCAGACAGGCCAGCUCAACGCCGAGCAGUUUGCCCUGGUCAUGUACCUGGUCAACCAAGCCAAAGCAGGGACCAACCCACCCCAGGCACUGACGCCAGAGAUGGUACCGCCGACGCUAAGACCUAAGCCGGGCAAGGCAGGCAUCGGUGGAUUACAAGAUCUAGCAGCCGGCCUAGGCUCCCAAGGGGACUUCUCAGCCAUCAAGGAGCUGGACGCCAUCAGCAAAGAGAUUGAGAAUCUCAGCAAAGAGAAGAGCCAACUGCAGAUUGACAUCCGGACGAAAGAGGAGCACGUCAAGAUGAAGACGCUAGAAGUACAGGGCCUUCAGAGCGAGUUGGACAAGUCCAUGACCCAGUGCCGGCAGCUGGAGACGCAGAAGGCCGAGGCCCAGAAGAGAUUAGACGAGCUGGAUCAGCAGCGGACUAAGCUGGAGGGAUUACUGUCGGAGGUCAAGCAGCAGUGCACGGACACCCAGCAGGACGUGGAUAAUCUCCAGAAUCGGAUAUCCUCCCAGGAGACCAGCAUAAAGGCUCAGGAGGAAGAGCUGAAGACUGCCCGGGGAGAGCUCAACAACCUGAGACAAGAGGAGGUCAAGCUGGAGCAACAGCUGGAGUCUGGCAAGACCCAGCUAGACAUGGUCAAGGAGUCCACUAAGGGAGUGGAGCAAGAUUUUCAACAGCUUCAAGCCAAACUGAAGAGCCUCGUAGAAAGCAAGAACCAUUUGAACAGCCAGAUCCAGCAGUUGGACCAGACGACGCUGAUGCCGCCCGGUAUCCCUCACGCUAACAACAACCAGGGUACUAUCCAGGGGAUCGAGGAACUGGGCCCCCUCAGUAGAAUAUCCUCCAUCGAUACUGAUCUCCUCAGCACCAGAGCAACGGCGGGCAAUAGCCCAGUCAGUAGUGUUAGUGGCUUUAGCAUGACGUCCGAGAGCAGACAGACCGAGGACGACUUCAAGGAUGAUCCAUUCAAAGGCCGAGACCCAUUUGCUUCCGACCCCUUCCAAUCGUCAGAUCCGUUCACAGAAGAUCCCUUCAAAAACGAAGGCUUCUCAUCCGACCCUUUUGGUGCUGACCCCUUCAAGAAUUCAACGAGCUCGGACCCCUUCCCAAGCAGCACAAGCUCGGACCCCUUCCCGAGCACCACCGCCGACCCAUUCAACUCCAAGACGACCCCUGACCCGUUCAAGGACAUGAACUCUGACCCCUUCAAGGGCGGCGACCCCUUUGGGGCCAAAGCUGACGAUCCAUUCGCUUCUGCCUCUUCGUCGGCCGGGACUGAUGAUCCAUUUAAGAGUAACGAUCCUUUUAAGGCGGGAGGCACGACCACAACUUCCACGACGGACGCAUUUGGGUCUAUUGAUCCCUUCGGCGGAGAUGCCUUCAAACCAGAUGCAUUCAUGAAGAACUCUGGAGCAGACACAUUCGGCAGCGACCCCUUCAACCCUAAAGAGGAAACCCCGGCCCUGCCUCCCAAGAAGAGCAAAACCAGCACCUCCAAAUCCUCCACUGUCCCCGCCACAGCCAGUACUACGUCCACUUCCACGGCCGGCUCCACCGACGCGGCGUUCGCGGCAUUCGGCAGUGAGUCGGGCGCCGACCCGUUUGCCUCGAUGACGUCGCCGGCUGACCCCUUUGGUGGGGAUCCCUUUGCGUCGUCGUCGAGCACCACGACGAAGGAGGGGGGCGCGGCAGCGGACCCUUUCGCCAGCUUUGCCGACUUUGGCUCAGUUAAGUUUGAAGUCGGCGACGAUGCCUGGCCGCAGCAAGAUGGCGCCAAACAGGAGGAGACUAAAGCAACGCAACCAGACCAAGACAAGAACCAAUCAGACGGCGUGACGGUCAAAAACGACGCCGGGGCAUCGGAUGCAUAGCACACCCACGGACCACAAAACGUUUUAUCCUUGCGCCACCACAAGAGGGCGCCAAAGUGCAUUUUCCACCAACACCGAGGCUAAUGUCAUGAAGCUUCUAUUUAAUCGUGAAUAUCCGCAAAGCACAGAA
Messenger RNA from Patiria miniata (bat star), 3050 nucleotides. Its product is annotated as epidermal growth factor receptor substrate 15-like 1. Lineage: Eukaryota; Metazoa; Echinodermata; Asteroidea; Valvatida; Asterinidae. Gene Ontology annotation, molecular function: protein binding; calcium ion binding. The transcript is spliced from 20 exons. Gene Ontology annotation, cellular component: cytoplasm; plasma membrane. The coding region runs from base 20 to 2920 and encodes 966 amino acids. The record is from RefSeq and is a predicted model, not a curated record. Gene Ontology annotation, biological process: endosomal transport; endocytosis.